Molecule: messenger RNA, 3940 nt
Organism: Chaetomium fimeti
Lineage: Eukaryota; Fungi; Ascomycota; Sordariomycetes; Sordariales; Chaetomiaceae
Exons: 3
Coding region: 282-3644 (1120 amino acids)
Biological process (GO): intracellular sterol transport
Cellular component (GO): endoplasmic reticulum membrane; plasma membrane; mitochondrion
Molecular function (GO): sterol transfer activity; sterol binding
Source: RefSeq, a predicted model, not a curated record
AAACACAUUGAGGGGCUCACAAGCUGGCCCCCAGCCAUCGUAACAUCGAGUUUUACUUCGGAUGCCCCUUCUUUUCUCAUACGUUUCGAUCCAUCCGUCAACUCUCGAUACUAUCCAAUAUCUGGCCCACUGCUUCGAAUUCCCCGAUCACCUCACUCCAAUUGUCGCCGGUCUCGGCGUCAUGACUACCAGGUGUCGUGUAUGACACUGCAUCCGCUGUCUCACAGCCUGCAUCUCGGACACAACGCAGGGAUCAUUGAGCGCCGCAAACCGCCGCCACAAUGGAUACCCCGUCGAACCAGUCCAACGGGAUUGGAAAGCUGCUGCCCAAGUCCAUCGCAGCAAAACGGCGGCGCAACAAGAGCUCGUCGACGGCCGAAACGGCAAGCAUUAGCGAUGAUGUUGCGUCGCAGCGAGGCGGCAUCGCCAGUCGCAGCACUUUCGGUAGCGACACCAACUCGCUCAACGGCAGCCUGAACAGCAACAACACCGACCCAGCUAUUGACGACUUUGACCGGGAAUCCAUCAACCGAAGGCCCACCGCCACCUCUACCAAUUCGUCACCAAUCGACCACUUGACGACGAAUUCCUCGCCGUUAAUACAGGUUUCACACAAUCCAGGACAGUUCGCUUCCGAUACGACGUCGCAGAAGUACACGCGGUCUCCCACUUUACCCCAGGAUAGCUCCGACAGCCUCGAGUCCGCCCCGUCCCUCGACCGGAGCCGGACGACACUCGGCCCUCCCGAACUCCGUGCGAAACGAUCCUCUAGUCGACUAAGAGACGUGUUUAAGCCGAAGAAAACCUCGAACGACGGAAAGAGCCCGACUUCGGAGGGAAAACCGGAAGACGCACCGGCAGGAGACCUCAAGAACGAGCUCAAGACCGAGCCCAAGACUGAGCCCAAGCCCUCGGUCGACCGCAGCCGACGCUUCUCGCGGGGCCAAAAGCUCGAACCGUUGAGGGUGCCACCUCGAACCCCGCCCGGGGACCCAGCAGCACCAGUCAUCGUGAACACACCGCCGACGCCGACUGAAACCCAGCCUGGUAUUGCAACGGCUACUGGCCCCCGUCGCCCCGCCGAUGCGGUUCUGGCGGAAGGCAUGAUCACCCAGAGACGGAGGGCAGGCUCCAAUGCUGGCCCAAGCAAGCUCUCUAGCGUGGCCGCCCCACCGCUGACGCCGACACCCGAGAACGGCCCGGCAUCGCCUGGCAACCCUGCUGCCACCUUUUUCUCUUCCAUGUUCUCGGCAGUCCAGAACACCGCCAACUCACUCUCCACCACAAUACCAGCCUUGGCCCAGGGCCCUCCCAAGAGUAGGGGGACACCGGUAAAAGAGCAGGCCGAGAGGGAGCUAGACAACGUCGAGGUGGAAUCCGUGGCCUCGCAACGACCGUCUACCGAGCCCAAGGAGCCGGCCAUCAAAACACUCGGCAUGGGUGACCUUAGUCUAAGCCAACUGGGCAUUGCCGACGCCCCAAGCCCCGCGCCGAGCCCUGUCAUUGCGCGCUUCUCCGACACCGAAACGCGAUCGAGAUCCGAAUCCGCACCACCGGAGCCCAAUAUCUCCGGCAUUGACCUUCCCGAGGACCCGAAUGCCUCCCGGCCGCGGUCCGUUCAGGAAGCAGCGGGGGGCGAGCGGACGACCCCGGCCGGCAGCGUUUACGAGGAUAAGACGGGAAUCCACCGCAGCGGCAGCAUACGCAGCGCUAUCGGCCAUCGUCGGAACCGCGGUAGUAGCAUUGCCACCCAUGGGACCACAGCCACAAGCACUAUCGGUGCUGCCAUUGCGGCCGCCAACUCCUCACUCGUGAACCCAAACAUCGGCGCCCCGAAGCUCACCGGGUUCGCCGUCGCCAACAAGAAGCGAAACCGCGAUUUCCACGUGCUAUUCAAGAGCGUGCCCGACGAUGACUACCUGAUUGAAGACUACAGCUGCGCCCUGCAGCGCGAGAUUCUUGCACACGGCCGCUUGUAUAUCUCUGAGGGCCAUCUGUGCUUCAGUAGCAAUAUCCUCGGUUGGGUCACGACGCUCGUCAUGAGCUUUGACGAGAUCGUCGCGGUCGAGAAACGCAGCACGGCCCUGGUGUUCAAAAACGGCCUCGAGAUUUCUACGCUGCACGCAAAGCACGUCUUCGCCUCGUUCGCCAGCCGCGACACCACCUACGACCUUAUUAUCAAAAUCUGGAAACUUGGCCACCCCGAGCUCCAGAGCUCUCUCAAUGGUGUCCGUCUGGAAGAGCCAGGCGGCGACCGGACCGAAAAGCUCGACGCCGAGACGGUAUCUGUCACAGGUACCCAGAGCAUUUCAGGGUCUGAGGAGGAGAGCGAGGAUGGAGAUGACGUCUACGACGAGGACGAGGACGAGGAGGACAGCCAAGCGGGCGGGCCUCUGUCUGAUGGCCCUGUUUCAGACUUCACCGAAAAGGCUGCCCCGCGCAAGGUCUCCGGCGGUGCAGCACCUCCCGAGAAACAGGAGGACGGCUCACCGGCGGCCGGUACCGAUUUCCCUGGCCCCGCGACACACGCACCCACCGACUGCGGCGAUGCGGCGACGCAUUACGAGAAGGUGUUGGGUGACGACGUCAUCCCCGCUCCACUCGGCAAGGUGUACACCAUGUUGUUCGGUCCCGCCUCGGCAACCUGGAUGGGCCGGUGGUUGACGACGGACCAAAAGUGCAUGGACCUUCAGAUGGAGGACAAGCGUGGCCUGACAGACGAGAUCAGGACGCGCAACUACACGUACAUCAAGCCGCUGUAUGCUUCGAUAGGGCCGAAGCAGACAAAGUGCGUCGUCACGGAGCAGCUCGAGCACAUCGACCUCGAGAAGGCCGUCAACAUCCUCGUCAGCACACAAAACCCCGACGUCCCGAGCGGCAACAUCUUCGUCGUCAAGACCAAGUACUGCCUUACCUGGGCGGAAAACAACGGUACCCGUAUCCAGAUCAACAACGUCAUAGAAUGGUCCGGCAAGAGCUGGCUGAAGGGUGCCAUCGAGCGCGGCGCAAACGAGGGCCAAGCCCAAUUCUGCAAAGACCUCUUCGCCGGCCUCAAGGCUGCCGUCUCGUCCCGCGUACGGUCCAGCACCAUGAACGGCGCUGCCGCCCGCGGCAAGAAACGUGGCCGCAAGGGCAAAUCCGCCCUCACCUCGAACCCCGCCAGCGAUGCCGAGGGCGCCUCCAAGGCCCUGGCCAAGCAGAGCUGGGGCCUCUUUGAGCCCGCGCGGCCCAUCCUCAGCCCCGUCGUCGACACCAUCCGGCCGAUCCUCACCGGCAAUGUCGUCUACGGCUUACUUGUUGGACUACUGGUCGCGUCCUGGUUCGGGUUCGGCACCCGCCAGGGCGCGCCGCGGUAUUCCCACGACCCGGCGUACGCCAACGCGCCACAGCGGCUGGCGGCGUACGAGGAGAUGUGGAGGAAGGAGGAGAGCGAUCUGUGGGAGUGGAUCGAGGAGCGCGCCGGCCUGGAGCGGCUCGGCGCCGACCCGCCGCUAAGGAAGCGGAGCGUUGAUCCGCGGACGGUGGAGGAGAAGCUGAGGGAGGAGAGGAUGGAUGAGCGGGAGUUGAAGGAAGCGAUACGCGUUACCGAGGAGCACCUCGAGGUGCUGAAGUCGGUGAUGGGGAAGGAGGACGCGGGGAGGUGACGGGGGGGGGGGAUCUUUUUCGACACAUUAUUACACCACACUACUACACUCAUUGCGGCGGGCGCCCAUGGCUGAUUCUCUUUGUUGUAUCAAUUCUGGGGGUAUAGGGUUUAAGGUAUCAUAAGCUGUGCAUAAGCGAACAAUUCUGACAUUUACUUGUUUGUCACCACUCUGAGCCCUCAUCUUGCACUUUCGAACAACUACCUGUUUCGUGACAAAUGAUCAUCGGUUGAUCGGGGAAACUGGGUAGUUAUGAUGCAACUGGAAGCCUCAUCACCGUUGAAUAUCAAACAAGU